Talaromyces stipitatus ATCC 10500 is the source of this 1087-nucleotide messenger RNA. RefSeq names its product proteasome component Pup1, putative. The transcript is spliced from 2 exons. Gene Ontology annotation, cellular component: proteasome core complex. The record is from RefSeq and is a predicted model, not a curated record. Bases 198 to 1031 code for a protein of 277 amino acids. Gene Ontology annotation, molecular function: threonine-type endopeptidase activity. Lineage: Eukaryota; Fungi; Ascomycota; Eurotiomycetes; Eurotiales; Trichocomaceae.
AAUCUCAUUCAACCAUCUCCAUCAUCCUCAGCUUCACCUCACUUCACACUCUCAUUUCUUCCGGUUAUCAUCCCUUUGUGAGCUUGGCAGAUUUUUGAAGCUGUCACAAUUGACUUUUAUCCCUAUUGUGUGGUAGCCCCAGCAUCCUCGAAACUCCAUUGCGUCGUUGCCGUUGAGCUAGCUGCCUACUUGUCAAUAUGCCUGGCUUCGACUUCUCUAACUACAACCGCAAUGCGGCCCUACACGCCAGAGGCGCUCCUUUGCCAAAAGCUACCAGUACAGGUACAACUAUUGUCGGAUGUAUAUACGACAAAGGUGUAGUGAUUGCAGCAGAUACACGAGCCACAAGCGGUCCUAUUGUCGCCGAUAAAAACUGCGAAAAGCUCCAUUUCAUCUCCCCCCAGAUCUGGUGCGCCGGUGCAGGAACAGCAGCCGACACCGAAUUCACAACGGCUCUUAUCAGCUCAAAUAUCGAAUUACACUCGUUGUCAACAGGUCGACCACCCCGUGUUGCUACCUGCAUGACUAUGCUUAAGCAGCACCUUUUCAGAUAUCAGGGACACAUUGGCGCCUAUCUCGUGGUCGCUGGUGUCGACCCUACCGGCACCCAUCUCUUCACCGUACACGCACACGGUUCGACCGACAAACUGCCCUAUGUGACUAUGGGUUCCGGAUCGCUCGCCGCCAUGUCCGUAUUCGAAUCAAUGUGGAAACCAAACUUGGACAAAGAAGGUGCUAUCGCUCUCUGCUCCGAGGCCAUUUUGGCCGGUAUCUUCAAUGACUUGGGAUCCGGUAGCAACGUCGAUGUCUGCGUUAUCGAGAAGGAUCAACCCACUCAGUUGUUGAGGAACUACAUUAAGCCUAAUGAACGUGGCCAGAAAGCUCGCGAUUACAAGUUCCCUCGGGGUACCACAUCUUGGCUCAAGGAGAAGGUUAUCAAGAAGGAUGAUAUUGGAAAAUAUGUCACUAUUCAAGAAUUGGGCGCAGAAGAGGAUUCUAAUGUUGUGGAGAGGAUGGAGGUUGAUUCAUAGUUUAGUUACCUACCUUUUUUAGUGCUGAUGAUAGCAAGAAUGAGUUGAUAAUCGCC